Messenger RNA from Prorocentrum cordatum, 1438 nucleotides. The record is from the annotation of a GenBank genome assembly. Lineage: Eukaryota; Dinophyceae; Prorocentrales; Prorocentraceae.
ACAUGCCAGCAUUCAGUAUUCGACAUCACCGAGAUGGAGUUCUAUUCGAGCGAUGGACUGCUGAGUGCGGAGGUUGUCGGAUGUUCGCAGGAAACUCCAUUGAGGGCCAAGAGCUCCAGCCAGACUAACAUCUUUGACACGGGAACGAGCUCGGACGACUGCCGGUCUCGAAUCUGCACCAACAUCCUCGACCGCGGCACAAGCUGCGGAGACGCCGGCAACCCUUCUUACCAGACUGGGUUUCAAGGAGCAGCGAUGGUCACGUUUGCCCCUGGCACAUGGUUCCUCGUGAGAGCAAGUGGGGCGGUGGUCCUCAAUCAGGUCAAGGCAUACGGAAACUGGGGGGGCCGGUGGCCUGGUGACAUGAGCGUCGAGCUAUGCACGUCGGCGUCCGGAAGUUCCUGCAGCGCGAUAGCCAGCUGGAAUUGCGGCGCCCCGACGAGCAACGCGGUCCCCUGCGAUUCUGGAGUGUUCACGUAUGCGACGACGACGACGCCCGCGUCGGCGGGUGCAGGCUCCGGAGCUUCUGCGGUGGGCGACCCCCACCUGCAGAACAUCUAUGGCCAGCGGUUCGACCUGAUGAAGGCGGGCAGGCACGUUCUGAUAAACAUUCCUCGUGGAGAAGGUUCAGAACGCGCCCUACUUCGCGUGCAGGUCGAUGCGCGCCGAUUGGGUGGGCGCUGCGCGGAUAUGUACAUCCAAGAACUGAACGUGACAGGGUCCUGGGCGGAGGUGAAACGAGCCGGUGGAUAUCAUUACAGCGUUUCGCAACGUGUUGUCGAGUCUCCAGAAUGGGUUGCGUUCGGUAAGGUUGAUCUGAAAGUAGUUCUUGGAAUUUCGGACAAUGGCUUCCGCUAUCUAAACGUUCAUGUGAAGCACUUAGGCCGAGCAGGCUUUGCUGUGGGGGGUCUACUGGGUGAAGACGACCACUCCGACGUGGCGAUUCCUCCGGAGUCAUGUGCCAAGCGCUUGACUUUAGUGGACAUCUCGGAGGGAGCCCGCAAGGCUUCUUCAGCAUUUUCGGUCGCAGUCGCAACUCUCGCGUGACCAUGCCUGGGGUUUGAGGCUCCGCGAGGCACGGGAGGAGGAGGAGGAAGGCCGCCAGUAGAGCAGCAGGGCGCUCCAGCGCUCUCCUCUCUCACUGGGCCGAGCCACGCCACUGCUAUGGACGAGGAUGCCCUGCUCUGUGCACUGUCAAUCAGCAGGCGGAAACUGCGUCUGGCGGCCGACGUGCUCGACACCAACUGCCAGCCGCGAUCGCACUGUGCUGCUGGGGCCCGCCGGUGCCGCCGCUGGCCCCACGGAUGCACCAUCGGGCGGACCGCCUGGUGGCCGAGGUGCCCCGCGGACGCCUGGACCACCUCGGCGAGCUGCUCGUGCGCGUCGUGCCCCUCCAACCCGCCGUGCUCUGUGCACUGUUUCCGUCCCCGAUCCCUCC